CGCCCAGGGAAGCCUGUUACUGCCCAGGGUAGCAGGGCUUGCCACUCAGAUGGCCAAGGGCUCCAGCAAGUGAAGCAGCAGAUGCGGGGGCAGGCGGACGGGGUCACCGAGUGAACCGGGGAACAGAGCACACGCCUGUCUGAAGGGUCGGCUGCACCUCAGCUUCGGCCCAUUGGAGCUGGGGGAAUAUGGUGCAGUGUUGCCAGCCAGCCACACUGUGUGUGCAGCUCCCCUGGGUUAAACACAUGUUAGCUGCAUCGAUAAUAAAAUUCAGGUGGAAAAACUUGUGAAAUAUUUGGAUCCCAACGACCUGGGGAGAAUCAACUUCAAGGACUUUUGCCGGGGGGUGUUCGCCAUGAAAGGGUGUGAGGAGCUGCUGAAGGACGUGCUGUCCAUGGAGGGUGUGGGCACGCUGCCCUGCGCCCCGGAGAUCCCCGACUGUGUGGAGCAGGGCAGCGAGGUGCCAGGCCCCACCUUUGCUGAUGGCGAGCUCCUCCCCAGGGAGCCCGGCUGCUGUCCUGCGGAGGAGGAGGAGGCCAUGGCACUGGCCCCGCCUGAGGGCCCCCCCGAGUCAGACAUGGACAGCCCCAUGGAGAGCACCCAGAGUCUGGAGGGGUCAGUCGGGAGUCCUGCCGAAGAGAAGGAUGGGGGUCUCGGGGGCCUGUUCCUGCCAGAGGACAAGUCCCUGGGUCACACGCCGUCCAUGGCGACGUCAGAGCCCUCCACGCACUCCACCACCUCGCUCAUCAGCAACGAGGAGCAGUUUGAAGACUACGGGGAGGGGGACGACGUGGACUGCGUCCCCAGCAGCCCCUGCCCCGACGACGAGACCAGGACCAAUGUCUACUCGGACCUGGGGUCCUCAGUGUCUUCCAGUGCGGGGCAGACGCCUAGGAAAAUGCGGCACGCUUACAACAGCGAACUGCUGGAUGUCUACUGCUCGCAGUGCUGCAAGAAAAUCAACCUGCUGAAUGACCUGGAAGCCCGGCUGAAAAACCUGAAGGCCAACAGCCCCAACCGAAAGAUCUCUAGCACGGCCUUUGGACGGCAGCUCCUGCACAGCAGCAACUUCAGCAGCAGUAAUGGCAGCACUGAGGACCUGUUCCGGGACAGCGUCGACUCCUGUGACAAUGACAUCACGGAGAAGGUGAGCUUCCUGGAAAAAAAGGUGACGGAACUGGAGAAUGACAGCCUGACUAACGGGGACUUGAAGAGCAAGCUGAAACAGGAGAACACCCAGCUGGUGCACAGGGUGCACGAGCUGGAGGAGAUGGUGAAGGAUCAGGAGACCACGGCUGAGCAGGCCCUGGAGGAGGAGGCGCGGCGGCACCGCGAGGCCUACGGCAAGCUGGAGCGGGAGAAGGGCACGGAGAUCGAGCUGCUCCACUCCAGGGUCCAGCAGUUAGAGGAAGACAACGCAGAGCUUAGGACGACAGUGACUCGGCUCAAGUCGCAAACGGAGAAACUGGAUGAGGAGCGGCAGCGUAUGUCCGACCGGCUGGAGGACACCAGCCUGCGGCUCAAGGACGAGAUGGACCUGUACAAGCGCAUGAUGGACAAGCUGCGGCAGAACCGCCUUGAGUUCCAAAAGGAGCGGGAGGCGACGCAGGAGCUCAUCGAGGACCUGCGGAAGGAGCUGGAGCACCUGCAGAUGUACAAGCUGGACUGCGAGCGGCCAGGCAGGGGCCGCAGCUCAUCCACCGGCCUGGGCGAGUUCAGUGCCAGGGCUCGAGAGGUGGAGCUGGAGCAUGAGAUCAAGCGGCUCAAGCAGGAGAAUCAUAAGCUGCGGGAUCAGAAUGAUGACUUGAAUGGACAGCUCCUGAGCCUCAGCCUCUACGAAGCAAAGAACCUCUUUGCCACCCAGACCAAAGCCCAGUCUCUGGCUUCGGAAAUAGACACGGCCUCGCGCGAUGAGCUCAUGGAGGCCCUCAAGGAGCAGGAGGAGAUCAACUUCCGGCUACGGCAGUACAUGGACAAGAUCAUCCUCGCCAUCCUGGACCAUAACCCCUCCAUCCUCGAGAUCAAACACUGAGACGGGGCUGACGGCCGCAUGGCCUCGGGACCCGGCACCCCAGGACCCAAGGGCAGACCCUGUCUGAGGACGCGGCCCCGGCGGGCCUCUCACACUGUAAAUGUACUCUGGCCACCAUGUCACGUGUGCUGGUGUGGAUGUGGGUAGGCGUGCGCACAGCCGGGGUGAGCGAGCGUGGGGCGCGGCGGGGCGGUAUGUGCGCGAUUGCUGUCCGUGCACCCUGUGGCCCCUUUGCAGGGGCAGGGGUCCUGGAGGCCGCAGGGGCAAGGUCUGCAGUCAGGAGUUCCUGUAAUAUCAAGAACCGAAGCUUGUGUUUCAGAUACUGGAUAAAAUGAUUCUACCUCUGGGGAUGAGCACUAAGAAACGCUGUAGGAGGCAGGCUCUUUCUCCCCACCCCUUCCUCUGGGAGCAGGAGUUUCGCUCUUUGCCAGGAGCUCGAACGCCCAGCAGCUGUGUCCUUGCCAACCUCUGGCCACCGUUGAGGUCCAGGUGCUCAAGCUCAGAGAGGAGGAAAGGGCGUUUAGGGGAACACAAGGCGGGGCCCCACCAGCACCCCCCGACUGGUAGCACCGUGUGUCUAAAGGACUCGGACUUGCCGCGGGGCCACCUUCGUCCUGAGAGUUCUCAGCACUUUUAGAGUCCUCCGUACACUUCCCCAUCUCUGCUCACCUACCUCUCCCUCUCUGGUUGGCUUCGGUUUGGUUUGGUUUUUAAGCCAAUGAAAACCAGGCAGCACUCACUGGGCAGUGAGGUGAAGGGAUGGAAGGAGGAGGAGCUGAGAGACGGGGUGUUUAAGGUGGGCGUUAGCACCGGUAACCAAAGAUGUGAUUUCAGGGAGGAGCCCCCCAUCAGCUCCGUCCACUGGCUGAGUUGUAGACGAGGGGCCAGUCCUGCUGCCUGCACAGCCUGGUGACAGCGGGCCUGGGGCUUGGACGUUCAGAGCAAAGGUCUGGGCCUGGCCAGCCGGGUAGCAUGACCCCUGCGUUCCAGCGGUUAGAAAGGCACCUGCGUUUGUUCCCAGCCAGGGGGAAGCGCUGUGGGAGGGCGCUGGGGGUUCCCGGGAAGCUGUCUCGUCCUCGGGAGCCAUGCGGGCGUGUGCACUCCGGGUUUUUACUGCGACCUUUUGUUCCAGGCAGCUGGGAGUGGAUGUGGUACUUCCCUUCGAGUUCUUCCACUGGUUCCCGGUUUUAUGGGGCUGGUCCGUUCCCUUAAUCCAAGUGUAUGUAAACACGUUUGGCUCAUACACACUUCUAGUGCACAAGGGAAUGCC
This is a messenger RNA of Molossus molossus (Pallas's mastiff bat), 3302 nucleotides long. It is a transcript of the gene RAB11FIP4, whose product is annotated as RAB11 family interacting protein 4. Bases 356 to 2032 code for a protein of 558 amino acids. Gene Ontology annotation, biological process: regulation of cytokinesis; endocytic recycling. Gene Ontology annotation, cellular component: midbody; recycling endosome membrane; cleavage furrow. The record is from RefSeq and is a predicted model, not a curated record. Lineage: Eukaryota; Metazoa; Chordata; Mammalia; Chiroptera; Molossidae. The transcript is spliced from 15 exons.